Messenger RNA from Sphaeroforma arctica JP610, 635 nucleotides. RefSeq lists its product as hypothetical. NCBI's taxonomy places the organism in Eukaryota, Ichthyosporea, Ichthyophonida. The annotation marks the transcript as partial. The transcript has 3 exons. The record is from RefSeq and is a predicted model, not a curated record.
AGCCACAGGACCACACCUCAGUAAUGUGCCUUUAAAAAAAACAUGCAUCACUGAGCAAGGCGGCACUAAAAUCUAAGCAAGAUAGCGUUCAAUGUUCAGCAGGUGGUGAUAAGGCACUGGUUGCUGGUGUGUUUAUGCUUGCAGAAGCACGGCAGAUAGACUUUCAAAAGGAGGAGAAAAAGAAUAGUUGGUGGCAACAUGUGCGAAGAUGGAUCAAAGUCACUACAGCUUAACCGGUACUUCGACGACCAAGACCGGAUGUUUACCAUCAACUACAAUGAAGAGCACACUGUCAUUGAAAUGGACCUGUGGGUGCGCGCAAAAACGGGGCUUGCCCUAUCUGUGGGCUAUUUCGUUGUGAAUAAAACUGAUAAGCUGAUCACACUCGACGGCAGCACACCCCCAGGCACCUACUGGCUGAUGGAACAUCACGACGAUGUUAUGAGCGAUGAAGAACUCGAGUAUGAGGAUAGGUACCCUCAAGGAUCCAAGAGACUCCCACAGGCCAAGCGCAGUCGCAGGCACGUGGUACUAGGACACGAGUACGUGGCCAAGCACUUCCACACAGUGCAGAUGUGUGGCAAGUGUUGCUACCCGAUGUUCGGCGUGGGCAUGCAAGGUUAUUACUGUCGAGG